Messenger RNA from Brassicogethes aeneus, 657 nucleotides. The record is from the annotation of a GenBank genome assembly. NCBI's taxonomy places the organism in Eukaryota, Metazoa, Arthropoda, Insecta, Coleoptera, Nitidulidae.
AUGAGUCCGUUUGUACAAAUUGAUGAUUUAAACAUGGUGCACACAUUUUCGUUGGACUAUAUGCAUCUCCGUUGCUUAGGGGUCAUGAAAAAGAUGCUUCUGUUUUGGUUUAAGGAUACUGGAAUAGUCCAACAUAAUGUGGAGGAAACAAGUGAAAGUGAAGGAUUUCAGAAUGAUGAGGACAGCUCAGACGAAGAAGAACCUUUGAAAAAUUACAGUGCACCUAAACACCUUAAUGCGGAAAUUUGGGAAACGUCCUAUGAACACCCUGCUAAACGAUUGGAGCUUAAUAAUUCCUGGACUAUUACAACAUCGCAAUUGUCUAUUGAGCAAAUUUCAAAUGACUCCUGUAGCCCUCAGCGCAUGAACCCUCCGUCAUCAUCACCUGCUUCUUUAUUUUUGAACAAAAGAGGUCCUCAAAUAUUUACCGGUAGUCCAAGUGAAAAUAAAGCGCAACUUCUUUUGAAAAAGAUCAACGGCCUUCAAUACGAUAUUAACAGCAUGAAACGUGAAAAUAUUAGUUCACGCCUAGAAACAAUAGAAAACAAAUUGGUUGCCCCUACCACUCGUGAUCCCAAUCAUACUUUUAUUUUAAUGAAAGAUAAUGAAAUCUUUAAAAACAUGCCGUUCGGCACAGAUGAAGAACUUUUAAAUUAA